AUGGCACAUCCUCUAAGUUUGACUUCUACUGGCUUCCUCAAAUUGGGCUUGAUUCCUAAAACCAGAAAUUAUCAUGGAAAAAUCAGAAAUUUUGUUUCGAAAUCCUCACCUGGGUUUUUUACCGUUCGAGCUGUGCAAGAGAAUGAAGGGCCUCGAAGGCUAAUUGACAUUAUUCGACUUGUGCCUGACAUCUCAAGGAAUUACUUUAGAACUCCUUCUCGGAGGGCACUUUUUGGGGGUAUCUCUUUAUUGGGUGGAUUUUAUGUGGCUCAAACAAUCUCCCUAUCCUUUGGAGCUAUAGGAGUCAACGAUGUAAUUGCUGCUGUAGUAUGUGUUCUACUUACUGAGUAUGUGACUAAGUUUUAUUACAGCAGGCCAAAGGUUACUUUCCCCAUUGCUCUCCUGAACAAUUUCAAGAUGGGUUUCACUUAUGGUCUAUUCAUUGAUGCCUUUAAACUUGCCAGUUGA
This is a messenger RNA of Cornus florida, 468 nucleotides long. RefSeq lists its product as uncharacterized. NCBI's taxonomy places the organism in Eukaryota, Viridiplantae, Streptophyta, Magnoliopsida, Cornales, Cornaceae. The transcript has a single exon. Bases 1 to 468 code for a protein of 155 amino acids. The record is from RefSeq and is a predicted model, not a curated record.